Molecule: messenger RNA, 325 nt
Organism: Merops nubicus (carmine bee-eater)
Lineage: Eukaryota; Metazoa; Chordata; Aves; Coraciiformes; Meropidae
Gene: APOD
Product: apolipoprotein D
Exons: 2
Biological process (GO): brain development; lipid transport; tissue regeneration
Molecular function (GO): cholesterol binding
Source: RefSeq, a predicted model, not a curated record
UUCCAAUGGCAAGGUCAAUGAAGUGGAAGGAGAAAUCAUGCACAUGGAUGUGAAGGAGCCGGCCAAGCUGGGUGUCCGCUUCAACUGGUUCAUGCCUUCUGCCCCCUACUGGGUUGUCUCCACUGACUAUGAAAACUACUCACUGGUAUACUCCUGCACCAACAUCCUCUGGCUCUUCCACAUUGACUAUGCCUGGAUUUUAUCAAGAGCUCCUGAGAUGCACCCAGAAACCGUGGAACACCUGAAGAGCGUUCUCCAGUCCUACAAGAUUGACACUGACAAGAUGAUGCCCACGGAUCAAGCUAACUGCCCUUCUGAGAUGUAA